AUGACAGAAAGUGUCCGAAUUCUCCUUGUUGGCAAUGGUGGCCGUGAGCACGCUUUGGCCUGGAAAUUGCUGCAGUCGCCUUCGACUGAGCACAUUUACGUUUGCCCUGGUAACGGAGGGACCGCAACCCUUUCGUCAAAAGUUACCAAUGUCACACACAUCAAGGACACCGAUUUCGCCGGCCUUGUCGAAUUCGCUAAGGAGAAGCAAGUGAACUUGUUAAUACCAGGACCUGAGGCACCGCUAGUUGCAGGCAUUGUAGAUUACUUCAAAGAGAAUGGACUCGAGAGCACCAAGGCGUUUGGCCCUUCAAAAAAGGCCGCAACCAUGGAAGGCAGCAAGACGUUUAGCAAGGACUUCAUGAAGCGACAUAACAUUCCCACUGCAGCCUACGAAAACUUUAGCAAAUACGAGGAUGCCAAAGCCUACCUGGACACCAUCUCACACUCGGUAGUGAUCAAGGCCUCGGGCCUGGCAGCAGGAAAGGGUGUCAUCAUACCCCAGACCAAGGAGGAAGCCCACGCGGCGCUCAAAGACAUCAUGUUGGAUCGUGAGUUUGGCGCAGCGGGCGACGAGGUGGUCGUUGAGGAGUUCCUCGAGGGCGAUGAAUUGUCGAUUCUUACUUUCAGCGACGGCCGCACCAUCAAGUCUCUCCCGCCUGCACAAGACCACAAGCGCAUUUUCGACAACGACCAGGGCCCCAACACUGGAGGCAUGGGCACGUAUGCUCCAACGCGCAUCGCACCACGUGAGGUCCUCGAUCGCGUCGACAAGGAAAUUCUACAGCCCACUAUUGACGGCAUGCGAAGCGAGGGCUUUGAGUUCAAGGGAGUGCUGUUCACCGGCCUGAUGAUGACCAAGGAUGGACCAAAAGUACUUGAGUACAACGUCCGCUUUGGCGACCCCGAAACGCAGAGUCUAUUGGCGCUUAUGGAGGGCGACCUUGCCCAGGUUAUGGUCGCAUGCGCAGAUGGACGGUUAGCAGAUGUUGAUGUCAAGGUGUCCAACCGCUCCGCCGCUACCGUGGUAGUUGCGGCCGGCGGGUACCCAGGCAGCUACGCAAAAGGCACAGUCAUGAAGCUAGAUGCUACACCAGAAGAUGUCGUACUGUUCCAUGCCGGAACUUCCUUCUCCGACAACACACUCAAGACGUCUGGUGGGCGCGUCAUCGCAUCCACAGCGACUGCGCCUACGCUUGAGGAAGCCGUGGCAAAGGCCUACAAGGGUGUCGAAUGCAUACACUUUGAGGGCAUGCAGUACCGCAAGGACAUUGCUGGCCGGGCGCUGAAGAAGCACUAG
Bipolaris maydis ATCC 48331 is the source of this 1299-nucleotide messenger RNA. Its product is annotated as phosphoribosylglycinamide synthetase. The record is from RefSeq and is a predicted model, not a curated record. Gene Ontology annotation, molecular function: metal ion binding; ATP binding; phosphoribosylamine-glycine ligase activity. Lineage: Eukaryota; Fungi; Ascomycota; Dothideomycetes; Pleosporales; Pleosporaceae. Gene Ontology annotation, biological process: purine nucleobase biosynthetic process.